AUGCAACAUCCAGUAGUUGAUUCCAACUUUAAAACAUAUCGCCUUAAGCGCAAGAAACGCAGUUUUUUCACAAACACAGAUGCUCGACAGUGGUCAUUUCAACAUUUUUAUUCCUCUACUAUUUCCUCUAAAGACGCGCCAAAAACAUUUAAUGAAAUUGUUGACGCGUGGACCGCCAGUCUAAAAUUUAUUCGAACAGCAAGAAAUAUUCCAAAGUCAAUCGUGAACUUUGCGAUGGAUCUAAUUGAAUUCAACAAUACUAAGGAGUUUGAGAGAAUGCGGCGCGCUUACGCACAGAAUUUCGAAGCCCACGCACUUGCAAUCAUUUCAGGCGGGUCAGUGACAAAUAGCAAACUGGCAAAAGAUUAUAUGAUACAGGCGAAUGAAAUCUUGGACGGCACAUCAGGAAAGCAAGAUGAGGAAGUUUCUUAUACCAUUACUACCAAUGACGAGGACCCAAUACUAGACCCUAAUCAAGUGUAUAAUGAUGACGAAUUUAUGGAAGAAAGUCCAACAUGCCAAAAUAAUCGGAAAAGGAAACUACGAGAUGACGAAUUACCAGGUUACGAUGGAUUAGUAUUUCUAUUUAAUGAUUCGAACGAAGAUACCAUUAUAGAGAAAAUUGACGAAGAUGCCCUUGAGGAGGAAAGAAAUUUGCCACUAGCAAGUGACAAUAAGAAUCCAUCCAAAUUUAUAUGUGACGACAUACUGAAUGCAUUCCAAACAUAUCAAAAUAAAAUCCCUAAAAUUCGCAGAGUAUUCACCCCUGCAUAUUGGGGGGUACUCGAUCUGACUAGAGAAAGUCUAUACGGAUGUAAAGAAAUUACAGAAAACGAUCUACAGCAGUUAUCCCAAGAUUUUGCUGAUCAUAUAAAAUGGAAAUGCGACCCGGCUCCAAAAGAUAUCCAGGAUUACUUCGACAGUAGUUGCAAAAAACUUGACGAUAGCGGUGAAAAUGGAGAUCUAAAUUAUUUGAUACAAAUGCACAAUUUUUGUAUGAAAAACAACAUGCAUCUCUUCCAAGGAAUGCUAACAGAAGAGCAGUUAAAAAUGACAACAUCUUAUCCAUUAUUUCAUGGAAUAUUCACAUCCGAUCGUAUAAAACACGCCUGGGGGGAAAUUCAGACUAUUUCAAGCAGUGAUGCGCGUAACGAAAAAUCGGACCCAUUCAAAAAAGCAAGAAUGGGUAGAAAGGUCGAUAUGAAAGUGACAUUGCUAAAGACUCCAAAUAAAUUUGAGGCUUUAUUUGGAGAGGUUUCAGGUGGGCUAGGACCAUUUGGAAUCCCUACAGCUUGUCGCAAGAAGCGGUUCCUAGAUAAAGUGAAAUUAAUGGUAACCAUGCGUGAUAGUAUAAAUCGUCUAUUAAAAGAAUGUGAUUAUGUAUCAAAUGAAAAAAGAUUGGAAAUUAUAGUUUUCGGCUGGCUACAAUUUGGUUUAGAAUUGAAUUUCUAUGCCAUGGAUUGGAUGGGAUCCGGUAUAUAUAGAUUCGGAUUAAUAGAUCGAUGUAGGAUACCUACUGAUGCUGAUGGUUGCAACAUAUUGGAGGAUGCAUAUUGCAUUCUUAAAUUGCUCGAAAGAAAGUUACUUGGUACCGAAAGGGCUGUAAAAACUCUAUUUUCGGAAAACACGAAAGGAAAAAGACGACAAAUCACAUUGGAAAACAAAGUAGAGCUAAAUGUCAAUCGUUCCCCUUGA
Paraglomus brasilianum is the source of this 1695-nucleotide messenger RNA. NCBI's taxonomy places the organism in Eukaryota, Fungi, Glomeromycota, Glomeromycetes, Paraglomerales, Paraglomeraceae. The record is from the annotation of a GenBank genome assembly.